Molecule: messenger RNA, 852 nt
Organism: Neoarius graeffei (lesser salmon catfish)
Lineage: Eukaryota; Metazoa; Chordata; Actinopteri; Siluriformes; Ariidae
Exons: 5
Coding region: 1-852 (283 amino acids)
Source: RefSeq, a predicted model, not a curated record
AUGGACGACGAUGAUGACGGAUGUGUUCUCACUCAGGACAGAGGUUGGGGUGUGAAAUAUCCUGAUAAUCCGAUCUGUGCUGUAAGAGGAUUCAGUGUCUCCAUUCCCUGUAGUUAUUAUUAUCCAACAUCAAAUCCCAAUAUUCAGGUGAAGAAACAGCUUUGGUGCUCGAUGAACUUAAACACAGGCAGGUGUUUAAACCCUCCGUAUGUUUAUGACAGCUCAUCAAACACCAACUCAGACUUUGAGUACGCUGGAGACGACAAAUCAAACUGCACUUUAUUAAUCCACAAUCUACAGUUCAGUUAUUCUGGAGAGUACAGAUUCAGAUUUAUAACUGCUAAUCCUGGUGACAGAUGGACAGGUGAUCCUGGAGCGACUCUACAAGUUGCAGAUUUAAAGGUGUCACUAAUCAGGCUCAGUGGAAACGGGACCCUUAAACAAGGAGACUCGUUAAAUCUGACGUGUGAUGUGACGUGUACACACAGUUCCUCACAGUUCAUGUGGUCUAAGAACAACGAGCUGUUAAAUACAUCAGGACCCGUUCUUCACUUUCCUGCUCUAACCGUGAGGGAUUCUGGGAAUUACACCUGCACUUGGAAAACCAACGAGGCCUCAGGAUCUGAAACGAUCAACCUUCACGUCGAGGGUAAAAAUCCUGAUCAAUGGUUAAUCUGGAUCAUUGUCUCGGUGUCAGUUGGAGUGAUUUUCAUCGUCUCAGUCAUUGUAGGAGCUGUGAUUUACAAGAGGAGGAGUGUCCACACUGAGCAGCAGAAGAAGGAGGACGGUGCUAAUAUCUACGCGAAUGUCCAGAAGGAGGAGGACGGUGAUGAUAUCUAUGCUAAUGUGUAA